CGCCCUCACUACUCUCCGCCCCGGAUCGGACUUGCGACUCGGCCCCGACAGCACGCGUCGGCGCUCAGCGAUUUCAGGCAUGCUCUUAACCCGGGGCGCGCUGCCCCGCCUGGCCGGGGCCGCGUUCGCCGAGUCAAGCAAGCAGGCCGAGCGGCGUGCUGCGCUCCCGCGCCGCCCCCCGCCGCGGACGCGUUCCCUCUCGUCCAGCGCGGUCCGCUCCGCCGCCACGGCGUUUGCCCGCCCGCACGACGACCCGGACGCUCCGCGUCGGAGUUUUGGCAUCGCUCAGCGCCGCUCGCCCGCGACCCCGGCGCAAGCGCCCGCACCCGAGCUGGAGCCAGAACCCGAACUCGAACCAGAACAAGCAUCAGAACUAGCAUCAGCAUUUGACCCAGAACCCGAACCAGCAUCAGCACCAGCACGAGGUGGGGCGUCGGCGCCACAAUCCACAGCCGUCUCUCCCGAAAGAGCCCGACGGCGGACCGACCCCGGCGUGGCACGGCCGGCGGAAGCCUACGCCGGGAGUCCGCCGCCGCCGUACGACGGCAACGAGCUGCGGCCCGUCGAGCGCUUCCGGCGGCGCGUAGCGUACGACCCCCUUGGCGCAAUGCUCUGGCUGCGCGAAUGGACGCAGCACGACCUUUUCACCAUCACGACCAAAGACCUGCGUGUCAUGAUCUACAACCUCGUCAACCAGGUGCCCCCGUCGCCGCAGCUGCGCGCGUCGCUCGAUCCGAACAAGGCGAACGAUGCGCUGCGCAUCGUCCGCGCGCUCCUCUUCGCCGAGCCGAGCCGCGCGCACGCCCACGCGCACACGCGCCCCGAGGCCCAGUUCAUGGGGUACAACCUCAGGGGGCGGACGCUGCGCGGCCUCUUCCAGAUCGCCAUCAUGUUCGGCGCGCAGGAGUUCAUCGCCGAGCUCUUUGCCGAGCGCACGAGCGAGUACAUCCGCACAGGGCGCGAGCUGCUCAACUCGGAAUGGCUGGCGAUGGACCUCGCGGCCGCGGGAGAAUGGCAGCUCGCCGCCGACCUCUUCCCCGGCCCCGACGCCAACCACCCGACGGACAAGUACAUGCCCCAGGUCGGCGGCCUCCCGGUGUCGCUGUACACGCCGCGGGUCGUUGCGAUCCUCAUGACGGCCAACUUGGUCCUCCAACAGCCUUGGCGCGCAGUGCAGCUGUUCAGCCUGCUGGCUCCCGGCGAGGCGAACGAGGAGGCACUGUGCGGGCUGAUCAAGGCGCAUCUACAGCUGGGCGACGUCGCGGCCGCCAAGCGUGCUGUGCGAGCCGCCAACGCGGCCGGCGUUGACGCCGACAGUGUCCAGCUCGCUCUGUUGCGCGGGCACCGUAUGCUCGGCUUUGAUCCGCAACUCGCAGAGCGGGUGCGGCAGGACUUGAACCGCCUCGGCCUCGCGCCGCGGGUCAAGCUCGCCAACGCCCUCGGGCUGUUGUGUCUCGACUCGGGCGACCUUGCCACUGCCGAGAGCCUGAUCACGGAGAUUUUUGACCUGGAUCGUGCCGGCCAACUGGAAGAGCAGCGGGGGGCGUUGGACGACACAGCCCUGAUCGCGCUCUCCGUCGCGUCGCGCAGGAGAGACAUCGACGGCGUCAAGCAGGCGUGGGCGUACUUCGAUUCCCGUCCGUGGGCCGUCACGGACAACACCGUCGCGCACUUGUGCCGCGCGCUGACGCGCAUGGGCCGGGGGCAGGAGGCGGCACUCAUCCUCGAGGCAGGAGUGUCGGGCAAGCACGCGCGCUCGCCGUGGCCUCUUCCGGCGUCGUUCGUGCCGUCAAUCCUGACUGCCAAUGCCGUGCUCGAGGCCGUGUGCGCGGCGCAGAACUACGACGCGCUUCUCAACGUCCUCGCGCUCAUGCGGGCCGGAGGCAUCGAGCCCGACAACCGCUCCGUCGUUCUCGCCCUGACGUUUGCGAAAUCGUCACUGCUCAGCUCUCCGACAGCUCUCACCAAACUGCUUCAGGGCAUUCUGGAGCGCACGCGCGACCAGCCGACCGUCGACCAGAUCAAUGUCAUCCUCACGGAGGUUGUGCGCAUCGCCUCCCGCCAGCCAAAGUACCUGGAACGGUAUCUUGCGACGACGGGCGGGGACUCGACGGCGAGCCCGACGGCGGGAGUGGAGACGCGCGGCGCGCUCCGGCAGCUACUGUCGAAGCAGAUCGAGAUCCUCAACGAAACAGGCCAGCGGAGCACGGGCAAGUCGCUGUCGAACCGGCUGCUGUACGACGCGCUGGCGAUGGACGGCGUGUGGCCCGUCCAAGCGGUCCAGAAGACAUGGCAGUCGUUCAUCCUGCGCGGCUUCCGCCCCAAAGCAGCCCACUACCUGACGCUGCUGCAGGCGUACACGCGCAUCGGGGCGAUGGCGGAGGCGGAGCAGACGUACGCGCUCGCAACGGACGCGCGGCAGCGCGAGCACACGCCGCCGACGCCCGAGGUCGAGCGCGUCAUGCUCACCUCACUCGUACAGGGCUGGGCGCACGCCGGCAACCUCCAGGCCGCGCGCCGCAUCUACACCGCGAUCGGGGCAUUGCCAUGCGGGGUGGACGCGACGGCGCUCGACGCCGUCGUAAGCGCCCACCUUGAAGCGGGGCAGCCGGCGCGCGCCGUCGACCUCGCGCGGCAGGACAUUGCGUCCGUCGAGCCCAACGAACGCCUCGUCGCGACCGUCGCACACGCCAUACGCAGCAACCGUGACGUGCCCGGCUCGGUCUUUUUCGUGUCCCACUUCACGCAGCGCUGGGCGCCGGGCGCGGCGCCAGGCGCCGCCGCGGCCGCCGCCGCGUUCGAGCGGCCCUCCCCUGCGCCCGCCCCAAUGAGCUGGGAGCUCACGCCCAAGCUCCUUAACGUGCUCCGCAAAGCGCUCAACUACUUGAACAAGACGCCCGUCGAGGCCAUGGACGAGCGUGCGCGCGACGCGACGCUCCUCGCCCGCCGCAUGUUGCAGGACGACGCGGAGGCGCGGCCGUUCCCGCGCGGCCGGCGGCGCUUGGGUGUGCGCGUGCGCCAGCGCAUCACGGACGCGAUGGACAUCUCGCGCGACGACCGCAUCGCGGCGGCCAUGGCGGCCGACGCCGCGCGCGCCGGCGUGCUCGCGCCAGAGGGCGCAAGCAAGGCGGGCAAGGGGAAGAGGAGAGGGCGAGACGCGCCGGAGAAGAGCACAGAUCCAUAAACACAUCCAUACCCUUGCUUGCACCCAUCAUGAUCACAGCCACGCCAGCAUAGACAUCACAGCAACCCCUCAUCAUUGCAUGCAGCAGUAUUCUGGUCCGCACGUCUCGUCUGUAGCCCUCUAUAUCAGAUCAAGCCGAGCUCGCGCUGCGCGCGCUCCACUUCGGCGGGCACACCCGUGUGCUUGCCCCUGUCGUCGGACAGCUUGACGCAGUCGCGCCCGUCGAUCACGCUGAGCUUGAUGACCAUGUUGAGCGCCUUGGACGGCAUGCUGGGGUCCGAGGCCUUGCGGAAGUCGUUUGUAAAGUGUGUGCCGAUCCCAAACGCCGCCGCGAGCCCGAUCUCAUCG
Messenger RNA from Cutaneotrichosporon oleaginosum, 3532 nucleotides. RefSeq lists its product as uncharacterized. Lineage: Eukaryota; Fungi; Basidiomycota; Tremellomycetes; Trichosporonales; Trichosporonaceae. The record is from RefSeq and is a predicted model, not a curated record. Gene Ontology annotation, molecular function: protein binding.